UUACCAUGACAAAACUUUAAUUGUUAGUACUUGCUAGUUACAGGUAGAACCAAUACAACCAAUAUCAAUAUAGUUGUUAGUUUGCUAGGAAAAAACAUACAAAUUAUUUGAAUUAUUUUAUUUUCAAUUUUUAAAAUUUCAAUUCUUUUUGUAGAAGAACAUCUUUGAACAUAAAAGGGAGGUUGUUGGUCCCUAUUUGGAGCAUGGGAAUCAUUGGACAUUUUUUUGCCUUUGCUGCAUCAAAAGGCUACCUGGGGCCAUGGAAAAGGAUAAAGCGGGAACAUACCCUUCAGACUGAUAGUAUUUCAUGUGGCAUUUUCACAGCUGUGUUUGCUGAGAUCUUUCUAGAAGGCAAGGAGGAGUAUCUUGCUUGCCCAUCUGUAGAGCAAGAGAGGGAACGACUAGGGUUACUUCUUUUCAAUUCACUUGAUAAGUCUGGUAUUUGUGGUAUCUGUCACCAGAGUGUGUCUGUGAAGAACAAGGGAAGAUGCUCUUCUUGUUUUGCAAAUAUUCAUACAAAAUGUCUACCUGGGAGUCAAGAGGACAGCAGGUGUCUUUUUUGCAAAGGGGGAUUUCUGGUGGAAAGUGCUCUAAAAGUUUCAGACUUUCACCAAGCGAAGAGAUAUCAGGUCACUUCAGAAGAACUACGGAGGAGAUGCUCUCCACCAGAGAGCUACUCUGUGAACACUGUGGUGGCUUAUCUGCGGAAGGCCAAAGGACAAAAAAAAAAAAUUGAAGAGAAGUUGACAGAGAUGGAGGUGAAGCCAUCAAAGCGCACAAAGUUGACUUCACAGUGUUCCAAACUUUGUGAAGAUGAAUGCAGUGAUCUGGCUGGGGAUAUAAUGUACCUGGCAGCAAAAUUCAUCCCAAAGGAAAAAGUGGGUCAAGCCUUGUUGGAGGAUGGGAAUGUCCAUGCGGCCAUGGCCAAAACAGAAGACUGCAGGAAGACACUGGAAGCUGUGAAGAAUACUUUAGAAAGUAACUGGGAAACAUUUGACCUGGCUACACAUGGUCUUGGGCCUGCAGUUAUGAAAGGCACUUUUGCUUUAAUUGAUUCUUGUCUUAAAGAGAAAAUGAGAGCACUGAAAUCAAGACUCCAAAAAUGA
Molecule: messenger RNA, 1106 nt
Organism: Brienomyrus brachyistius
Lineage: Eukaryota; Metazoa; Chordata; Actinopteri; Osteoglossiformes; Mormyridae
Exons: 9
Coding region: 204-1106 (300 amino acids)
Biological process (GO): regulation of cell population proliferation; regulation of transcription by RNA polymerase II; anatomical structure development
Cellular component (GO): nucleus
Molecular function (GO): RNA polymerase II transcription regulatory region sequence-specific DNA binding; DNA-binding transcription factor activity, RNA polymerase II-specific
Source: RefSeq, a predicted model, not a curated record